This is a messenger RNA of Octodon degus (degu), 2283 nucleotides long. It is a transcript of the gene Hrob, whose product is annotated as chromosome unknown C17orf53 homolog. Bases 1 to 1926 code for a protein of 641 amino acids. NCBI's taxonomy places the organism in Eukaryota, Metazoa, Chordata, Mammalia, Rodentia, Octodontidae. The record is from RefSeq and is a predicted model, not a curated record. The transcript is spliced from 12 exons. Gene Ontology annotation, biological process: recombinational repair.
AUGAUCGGGUGCAGGCGGCGCUGGAGAAUUCGCCUGCGAGAUGAGCGAGAGCCGCAGAAUCAGCGAGCAGGGAGGCGGAGCCUCCGGUGGCGGCGACUUCGAACCGGCUCGUCUAGCGGGGUCGACCGGGCCCACGUCUCCAUGCACCAGCGCCACCCCCCACCCGCCCCCUCCGGGCCGGAGGGCAGCCAGGCAGCCUCAGCCCUGUCCGCUGCUCGCCACGGGGCCUGCAGCCCCUGGACCCUGUUCUCUGUGGAUGAGGAGUUCGAGGAUGAGCUGUGGGGGGCUCCAGAGUCAGCCUGGUCCCGAAAGCAGUGCACAGCCGGAGUCAGCCUGCCCAUCCCCAGCAGCCGGGCACCGGUCACAUGUCACCCGGAUUUCUUGUCUGCCGUGGAGGAUGCCGAAAACCAGCUUGCUGGCGCAGAAGGGCGCCUGGCCUGUGCGUCCUCCGGCCUGUGCCCACGGAGCCCAAGCCCACCAGCCCUGCGCCCCGCGGCUGCUUCGGUGGCACAGUGCCCACCUGCCUUGGGACUUUGCCGCACUGUCCCCAGGGUUCCCAGUGCCCCCAGCGACCCCCAGAGGCUGUGCCUGACUUCUAGCAACUGGGCAGGUGGCCAGAGGACACAUGGGGCCUGGGGGGGACCAGCCCAGGGCGAUCUGGAUGAGGUCCUGGCCAGCCUGGAGCUGGAGCUCGGGGCUGACGCCAGGGGCCCCGCUCCAGCUAAAAGGGCCCGCAUCCUGGGAUUGAGUGGGCUGAUCUCAGGCCCUGCUGCUGCACCGGCCCCCCUGGCGCCCCCAGCACCCAGUGGGCCCCCCAGGAUACCACGUCCACUCUUGAGGCCUGGUGUCACCCGUGCAGAUGCCACCCUGCCAGGGCACCUUCCCCAGCCGCUCAGCCCCUUGGGGACCCCCAGCCAUGGCUGCACCCGGCCUCCUCCCCGUACCUGUGCAGGUGCUGGCCUGUACCCUGCCGCCCCCAGGGCAGGCCCAGCAGCUUCCUGUAGGGCAGCCCUGCCACCCUGCACUCCUGUAUCCUCACCCAUCAACACCCCGAGAGGGACCCGCUCCUCACUGCAGAUACCAGUUGUCACCAACCACCUGGUCCAGCUGGUCACUGCCACCACCCGGGUCCCAGCCUGUUCCCGCACACGCCGCUUCCCCGGCCCAGCCGGGCUCCUGCCACAGCAGCAUGGUGAGAGGAAUCCUGAGGAGAUCAUGGUUUCCACGCCGCAGACCCCGGCCCACGGUGCACGGGCCAAGCUCCGCACAGAGGCUACCGUCACCAGCUCUCAGGCACCGGCAGCGGAGGACUUCGGGCAUGGGCCCUGGCUGGCCAUGAAGGCGGCCCUGGGCCUGGACGACAGUGACCCUGCGUGCUUCCUGCACACCUGCAGUGUGGCCAUGGUGCUGCGGAAGGCAGCCCUGAAGCAGCUCCCCGGGAACAAGGUGCCCACCAUGGCAGUGCUGGUCAAGUCCCUGACUCACAGCACCGUGGACGCCAGCGUGGUUCUCAGAGACCCCACAGGGGAGAUGCGGGGGACCGUGCACCGGGCGCUGCUGGAGGCGCGGCGGGGCGAGCUGAGGCCGGGCGCUGUGCUGCUGCUACAGCAGGUUGGGGUGUUCUCCCCAUCCCUCCGAAGCCACUACCUCAACGUGACACCCAGCAACCUGAUCCAUAUCUACAGCCCGGACUCCAGGGACAGGGACCUGCUUGGCCCACAGGAGCCCAUCCCUGAGGGCCCAGGAAGUCCCCAGGGAAGACUCCAGCUGGAUGUGGCUUUGCAGCCCGGGCGGGGCCUGGGGCUCAUGGCCCCUGAGGAGGAGGCCCUGGACACAGAUGACCUGGACGGACUCCUGAUGGAGCUGCCUGAGGACUUGUUCAGUGACAGCUGCAGUUCAGACCACCCUACAGCAGGACCACUGUGAGCAGCCGCCCGUGUCUGCACCUGAGCAACAUCCGGGAGGCCCAGCGUGGGAGAAGGCAGCCAAGACGGAGCCAGGCCCAGCGCACUCUGCUGGGCCCUGACUGAAUCAGUCUUCUCAGACCGUGUACUGGGGCCUUAGCUUCCAGGGCACUGGCAUACCAGCCCUUGGCCAAGCCCAGUCCGGCCCUGCCCCUGCCCUGGCACCGCCUCUCCUGCCCACCAGAUGCCCCUGCCCCUUGAGGGACACAAGAGGCUGGCACCUGUGUUCUUGUCCCUUCCCAGCACUACAGCCGCACAGGGGGACCCAGGGCCACAUUCUGCCCUGGUCCAAACUUAAAUAAAGCUCUGAGACAGCUCA